This is a messenger RNA of Tachyglossus aculeatus (Australian echidna), 2379 nucleotides long. It is a transcript of the gene TRPV3, whose product is annotated as transient receptor potential cation channel subfamily V member 3. Gene Ontology annotation, cellular component: membrane. Gene Ontology annotation, molecular function: protein binding; calcium channel activity. The coding region runs from base 1 to 2379 and encodes 792 amino acids. The record is from RefSeq and is a predicted model, not a curated record. Gene Ontology annotation, biological process: calcium ion import across plasma membrane. Lineage: Eukaryota; Metazoa; Chordata; Mammalia; Monotremata; Tachyglossidae. The transcript has 17 exons.
AUGAAUAAAACACAGAAGGAAUUGAUCCCAUUGAUGGGCAAGAAAACAAAUCCACCAAGUUCAACCUCUGCCGGUCUGCUGGAGAAAAAGUCUUCUGAAGUCACACCAACCAAGAAGAGUUCCCACUUCUUCCUUGAAAUUGAAGGCUUCGAGCCCAACCCUGCAGUGAGUAAACCGUCUCCUCCCAUCUUCUCCAAGCCUAUGGAUUCGAACAUCCGUCAAUGUGUAUCUGGAAACUGUGAUGAUAUGGAUUCUCCGCAGUCUCCUCAAGAUGAUAUAACAGAGACACCCUCAAACCCGAACAGUCCAUGCGUUAACCUGGCUCGAGAACAAAACAGAAACAAAAAAAAAUUGAAGAAGUGUAUAUUUGCAGCAGUAUCAGAAGGCAAUGUCGAAGAACUCGACUGCUUGCUUGUGGAAUUGAAGGAGCUUUCAAAAAGACGUAGAAAUGUGGAUAUUCAAGAUUAUUUGAUGCAUAAAUUUACUGCCUCAGACACUGGGAAGACUUUUCUGAUGAAGGCCUUGUUGAACAUCAACCCGAAUACAAAAGAAAUAGUGAGACACCUACUCUCCUUCGCAGAAGAAAAUGGAAUUUUAGAAAGGUUUAUUAAUGCAGAGUACACAGAAGAAGCUUACAAAGGGCAGACAGCACUCAACAUCGCCAUUGAGCGGAGACAGUGUGAGAUCACCGAGACCCUUAUUGAGAAAGGGGCAGACAUCAAUGUACACGCAAAGGGCUUGUUCUUUAACCCCAAGUAUGAGCAUGAAGGCUUUUACUUCGGUGAAACUCCCUUGGCUCUGGCGGCGUGUACCAACCAGCCUGAAAUAGUACAGAUGCUGAUGGACAAUAACAAAACCGACAUUGCCUCCCAGGAUUCCCGUGGGAACACAAUCCUUCACGCGCUGGUCACUGUGGCUGAAGACUUUAAAACCCAAAACGACUUUGUCAAACAAAUGUACGACAGGAUCUUACUGAGGAGUAAGAACAUGGCUUUGGAAACCAUGCAGAACAAUGAUGGUCUCACCCCGCUGCAGUUGGCUGCCAAAAUGGGAAAGUCGGAGAUCCUGAAGUACAUUCUCAGCCGAGAGAUAAAAGAAAAACCCAAGAGGAGUCUCUCCAGAAAAUUCACAGAUUGGGCUUAUGGCCCAGUUUCAUCUUCUCUCUAUGACCUGACCAAAGUAGAUACGACGACAGACAACUCAGUGUUGGAAAUUAUUGUGUACAAUACAAAUAUUGAUAACCGCCAUGAGAUGUUGACGCUGGAACCUCUGCACACCUUGCUGCACAUGAAAUGGAAGAAGUUUGCGAAAUACAUGUUCUUUAUGUCAUUUUGCUUAUAUUUCUUUUACAACAUCACAUUAACCCUCGUCUCUUACUACCGGCCCAGGGAAGAGGAGGCACUCCCUCAUCCAUUAGCUCUGACCCACAAAAUGGGGUGGCUGCAGUUGCUGGGAAGAAUGUUUGUCAUGAUCUGGGCCACGUGCAUCACUGUGAAAGAGGGCAUAGCAAUCUUUCUGCUGAGGCCCUCAGACCUGCAGUCCAUUCUCUCAGACGCCUGGUUCCACUUUGCCUUUUUUAUACAAGCUGUGCUUGUGAUCUUGUCUGUCUUCUUGUACUUGUUUGCCUACAAAGAAUACCUAGCAUGCCUCGUAUUGGCAAUGGCACUAGGAUGGGCUAACAUGUUGUACUACACUAGAGGAUUUCAGUCUAUGGGGAUGUACAGCGUCAUGAUUCAAAAGGUCAUUUUACAUGAUGUGCUGAAAUUUCUAUUUGUAUAUAUAGUUUUCUUGCUUGGAUUUGGAGUAGCCCUCGCCUCACUGAUAGAAAAGUGCCCCCCAAAUGAAAGCGAAUGCAGCUCCUAUGGCAGUUUCAGCGACGCUGUGUUGGAGCUUUUCAAACUCACCAUAGGCUUGGGAGACCUCAGCAUUCAGCAGAAUUCCAAAUAUCCCAUUCUGUUCCUCUUCCUGCUUAUCACUUAUGUGAUCCUAACUUUUGUCCUCCUCCUGAACAUGCUAAUUGCCCUGAUGGGAGAAACAGUGGAAAACAUCUCCAAAGAGAGUGAGCGUAUCUGGAGGCUCCAGAGAGCCAGAACCAUUUUGGAGUUUGAGAAACUGCUACCAGAGUGGCUGAGAAGUAAAUUCCGGUUGGGAGAACUGUGCAAAGUAGCUGACAAUGAUUUCAGACUGUGCUUAAGGAUUAAUGAAGUGAAAUGGACAGAGUGGAAAACUCAUGUUUCAUUUAUCAGUGAAGACCCAGGUCCUGGAAGGCACUCAGGUACUUUUGGUUUGAAAAAAAUACAAGAUGUUUCACGUUCGAAUAGCAAAACCACUCUCAACGCAUUUGAUGAAAUUGAAGAUUUUCCUGAAACUUCUGUGUAG